CCGAACUGUCAUGUCGGCUCACUUGAUGUCUCUGCACAGAUGUUGCCAGCGGUCGGCCCUCCUCCUUGUUGCCAGGCGACCAUGGAGCUCGAGCUCGGCAUCUUCUCCUCCUCCACUCCACACGAGGCUGCUCCUCUUCCUCACCCAGAGGUUUUAUGAUAUGGAGAUGCUCCUGAGCUUGAGCUCUCAGCUGAAGAGGAGGGUGAUCCAGAGGAAGAACGCGUACUACAGCUACGCUCAGAAGUUUCAUGGGUCGGACAUAGCAGCAGCGUAUUAUGUCUUAAAUCUAAAGGGAGGAUUUCGGUUUGUUGGGCAGUCAGCCUGGUUUCGUGCUAACCCCAGGGGCAAGUUCAAUUGGGAUUUCUUGAACCACAAAGACACACUGCUAGAGGAAGUAGACAUGAGCUACUCUAUCAUCAACUACACAGGACUGGUGAACCUGGAGGAACAGCCAUCUUUGAGGACUCUGUCUUUUCGAGGGUGUCCUGAAGUGGACGACUGGUUUCUGGCCAAGCUCCACAAUUUCCAGGACUCCCUGGAGGAGCUGGACAUCUCUCACUGUCCACGCAUCACGACGGGCGGCCUGGCUGCACUGAGGAAUCUCAAGGGACUGCGGCGUCUGGACAUUUCAUCCCUACCUGGGAUUUCGAGUCCUGGGUUGAUCAUCAUCCUACUGGAGGAAAUGUUACCACAGUGCCAAAUCACAGCAUCUGGCUACAACCUCAGUCUGAGUCAGGAGGAGAAGAUGGAGCAAAUCCAAGAGCAGAGUUAGAGCACUGACAGGGACCUGACGCGAUUGGAUUCAGAAAGUUUUUUGUUUUUUUUUGGAUUCUCAGAGACUGCUAUGCUUUUACAGGAAAGGACAAAGUUAGGUGCAGAGGCAACACCUGACAUAAGAAGAGGAGACGUAAUAGGUCUGAUCACAGCUUAAUGUCAGUGUUGGACAGGUCAGAUUUAGUUUGAUCUCAUAGAAAGAGUUGAAUUCUACAAGUCCUGACAUUAUACUGCAGAGGUAACCAGGUACAGACUCAAAUUUGAUUGGACAUUUACAACACACAAUUGGAUAUAAAAAAUGUUGAACAGUAAAGCGUGGAAAAAGAAUGGACUACCUCUGAAAAAUGUCUGCACAAUGGGCUUUCUGGUUGCCUUCCACAAAUGAAGAAGGCGGCAGAAGAUCCUCUGGUCAGAGAUGUGCAUAACAACACAGAAAUCUCUGUAGCGUUCAGACGAGGGGAAGUUCAUUAUGCAGGAGGCAUGAUGUAUCAUAUAAAUUCCACUGCGCACAUCACAUGUUUUUAGCACAUCGACACCAGCGUCAACGCCAUCAACGCGCCCACUCGCUCGCACUGAUUCCUCUGGAUAAUUUCCUGCUGUAUUCUCAGAUGGGCUCAAUUGGACAUUAUCCAGAGUUUUUACGGGGGGGCUGGCAGGAGAAACUCUGGAGACUGUCGACUGACUUAGACAUUUGCGUUCUCACAUAUUGUCACUCUGCUUAAUUUAAGGAAAUUAUCUGGAGUUCAGUGCAUGUCUGAGCAGCACAGUUUCCUUGGCCAGUCCAUUUCAAAUUAAGAGUUUGCACUAUUGUGAAUAUAAUUUCUCUGUCUUCAGCCAAUCAAACUUUGUCUGCAUAUGUUGUGGUGUAAAUAUGAUUGUAAAUGUACAAAAUAAAUGAUUAUGUAUGAUUA
Messenger RNA from Limanda limanda (common dab), 1685 nucleotides. RefSeq names its product distal membrane arm assembly component 2 (gene dmac2). The transcript has 6 exons. The coding region runs from base 11 to 772 and encodes 253 amino acids. Lineage: Eukaryota; Metazoa; Chordata; Actinopteri; Pleuronectiformes; Pleuronectidae. The record is from RefSeq and is a predicted model, not a curated record.